AUGAGGAAUGGACAAGACAAUCUUUGAUUUGCUAAAAAAAAAUUUUAGACAGUCUUAAGCGCUUGGAAAAGUCUUAAGCGCCUGGAAACAUGAGAAAUUGCUACUGCUGGCAGAUCUGCUCCGUGAAUCUGGGGAAGAUAGUCUCAUACAUCUCAAAGGAAAAGCAGUUAUCCCGUACACACUUACCUCACGCGCAUGAGUCUCCUCUGCUUGUGACACCAGCCUGGUUAUUCGAGAUUAAAUCUCUUCCUCAUCACGAUCCAAGAAACACUUUAAUCCAAGUUUUAAAGACAAGAGACGCGAGGGAAUUCCCAAUCAACCAACCGGGAAGAGAAGAAUAUGUAACACAGAACAAGGUGUCAAAUGGAUGUAUCUUGGACAAACGAUCAGUCUGCUUUGGAUGGAGGUUUUGUUAUAGAGCAGGAAUCGGGAAUCAUGGUCUUUGGAUCUCUAGGAAGGAACCAAGUCCAUCCACCCAUUCACAUGGAGUUCAACACACCACUAUGAGCAAUGAGUAACCCUCUUUGUAUGGGUUUCCAUCUAUGCAUUUUGCAUUGGAUUAGAUGAAAAUGGUGAAGCCGAUCGAUGACGAAGAAAUACAAUUGUCUCUCUCGCUAAAGAAUAAGAAUAUAUUGUUUACUUUCGUUCUAUGUAAUUCACCUUAUUUUUACUAUUUUUUAUUUCUCUCGAUUUUUGUUUUCGAACUGACAUCUUUGCAAAAUGAGUUUGUGCAAUUGUUUCUAAAUUUUCUAUAUAAACUAUAUGGUUAUGUCAUAGUUAAUUUCUUAUGCUAAUCCUUUAGAACCAGUCUAAAUAUAUAUAGAAUUUUUCAUAAUAUAAUUAGUAAUUGGAGUUUAACGGU
Messenger RNA from Brassica oleracea var. oleracea, 862 nucleotides. RefSeq lists its product as uncharacterized. The record is from RefSeq and is a predicted model, not a curated record. Lineage: Eukaryota; Viridiplantae; Streptophyta; Magnoliopsida; Brassicales; Brassicaceae. The coding region runs from base 90 to 518 and encodes 142 amino acids. The transcript is spliced from 2 exons.